GUCCUCUGACUACAAACAAGCGAACAUGGCUAACAGUAAAACAACGUUUGUAAUCUUCGGUGGAUUUGUAACAGCAGUAGUAGCAGCUUUUUAUCCCAUAUUCUUCCAUCCUCUCACUCACGCAGAUGAAUACAAACGAAUCCAAAGCGCGAAUAGAUCAGAAAUCAAUCAAGCAGAUGUCCAGCCUGUUGGUGUGAAGAUUUGGUCUGAUCCGUUUAAACCGAAGUCAUGAUGUGAUUCUUGGGUGAAAGAAGAGCACGAAGAAUUCAGAUGUUUGGCACAGAUUCAAGACUGACAGACUGUGACUUUACACACAUAUUGUGGGAGUCAAUGGCUAGUCAAGUUUAAGCUUGUAACAGAAAAUCCUUUACUGCAUUUUAGUCAUUUAUUGUCUGAUUCAGCUUUUAUGCUUGUUAUCUGAGAAAGGGGAAAAAAAUAAAUAAAUACAGUGCCUGGAUUGGUGACCAGCUGUUGUAUGGAAUGCCAUUUAUUAAAUAUUUGAUCCAGUAAAGUAUGUGUAAAUUAAAAUGUAUCUCAAUUACUUGCUAAAUGGUAGUUGUAUAAUAGGCACUCUUGGUUAAGGUGUGUAAAAUGGUAAAUAAAUGUCUUUUUAAAAUGUG
Molecule: messenger RNA, 620 nt
Organism: Trichomycterus rosablanca
Lineage: Eukaryota; Metazoa; Chordata; Actinopteri; Siluriformes; Trichomycteridae
Gene: smim20
Product: small integral membrane protein 20
Exons: 3
Coding region: 26-232 (68 amino acids)
Biological process (GO): mitochondrial respiratory chain complex IV assembly
Cellular component (GO): mitochondrial inner membrane
Source: RefSeq, a predicted model, not a curated record